This is a messenger RNA of Nicotiana tabacum (common tobacco), 489 nucleotides long. RefSeq lists its product as uncharacterized. NCBI's taxonomy places the organism in Eukaryota, Viridiplantae, Streptophyta, Magnoliopsida, Solanales, Solanaceae. The record is from RefSeq and is a predicted model, not a curated record.
AUGAGGUCCUACCCAAGCACCAGAAAAUUCGAUGCCCUCUGCGAAUUCCUCCAGGAGCGCAGACACAAGAUAGAAAACUACAUCGCCCUCAGGCAAGAGGUUGUGUACAUGUUACAGCAGGGACACCUCAAAGAGCUGCUGAGCGACAACGAGAGAAACAACUUCGCUAGAGGUCGUGAAUGCCAAGAACAGCCAAAGCCACCAUCACUAGCUCGCUCCAUCAACAUGAUCAUUGGUAGCAGCGAUGAUGCCUCCAUGAACGGCACUAAAUUCACUGCCACUCAAAAUCUCAAAAGAUCUAUCACGUACGAGCAGUAUGACGAACUCGAAGAAAGUAUCAUCUUCGAUGAGUCAGAUGCAGGCGGUUUAACUUUCCCUCACAAUGAUGCUCUCGUCAUUACUUUACGAAUUUUAGAUAUUGAUGUCAAACAUAUCAUGGUAGACGAUGGGUGUGGAGCGCAGAUUAUCCAUCCCCGAGUCCUCACCUAG